This is a messenger RNA of Camellia sinensis, 1682 nucleotides long. Its product is annotated as nuclear transcription factor Y subunit A-10. Gene Ontology annotation, cellular component: CCAAT-binding factor complex. Gene Ontology annotation, biological process: regulation of DNA-templated transcription. Lineage: Eukaryota; Viridiplantae; Streptophyta; Magnoliopsida; Ericales; Theaceae. The record is from RefSeq and is a predicted model, not a curated record. Gene Ontology annotation, molecular function: DNA-binding transcription factor activity; DNA binding.
UUGUUGCCGUGCAGCUCCAUUACACGUGUACGCAUCCCACGGCCGUCUUCUCUCUCUCUCUCUCUCUCUCCAUUCUCUCUGCUUCAAAUUGUACAGACAUGGCUCCACACAAAUGGGGUUUCUAUCUUUGAGGUUUUGAAGCUGUUUCUGCUACUGGGAACUAGACUAAGCAAUCUAAAAAUUAGAAUCUAAUUUGAAGGGUAUAUAUGACCAUGCAUACUGUAUAUCUCAAAGAGCAUGAAGGGAUUGUCCAAAAUCCCACUGGUCAGUUGUCAUCGGGUGCGGUGCCUUGGUGGGGUGGGAUCGGGUCUCAAUCAGCUUAUGCUGAAUCAUUUGGCCAAUUUAAGUCUUCAUCGAUGGAACACCCUACCAGUGGAGGCCAACCGACUUCCACUAAGCAUGCGGAGCAUGCUACAGAACUAGGGCUGGAGAAAGGGAAUACAACUCAAUUCGCUAUCUUUCCAGUCUCUCAUUCAGGUGAUUGCAAAAAUUCAGCAAACAUGCCCAUGAAAUCAGCUCCAUCAGAAUAUCGUGGUUGUAUCGAGCUAGGAUUUGGCCAACCUGUGAUCUGUGCAAAGUAUCCUUAUGGGGAUCAGUGUUAUGGACUUUUUUCAACUUAUGGAGCUCAGAUUCCGGGUCGUAUUAUGCUACCAUUGAACCUGACGACAGAUGAUGGACCGAUAUAUGUAAAUGCUAAGCAGUAUCAUGGAAUAAUCAGGCGCCGGCUCUCGCGUGCCAAGGCAGAAUCGAAGAAUAAACUUCUUAGAGCUCGUAAGCCAUACUUGCACCUGUCGCGUCAUCUCCAUGCAAAGCGCCGUCCAAGGGGCUGUGGUGGCCGCUUCCUUAACACGAAGACUUCAAAUGGUGAUAAAGGCGGAACUGAGACAGAAAAGCCUCAACAUGGACGACUUUGUCAACCCGCUGAAUCUCAGGAUUCUGAAGUUUUGCAAUCUGAUAGUGGAAAUUUGAAGUCACCGAAGAGAGCAAAUGGCAAGAGAUCAAAUCUUUCAGGGUCGGAGGUGACUAGUAUGUUUUCCAGGGGAGAUCUCAAUCUCUUUGCUUUCAAUCAUACCCUGCCAUCUGUCCAUUCUCUCUCUGAUGUGAUGAAUACUGGGCAUGGGAUGUCCAUUCCCAGUAGUAAGUGGAUUGCAGCAGCUGAUAACUGCUGCCAUCUCAAAGUUUGAGAGCAAGGGGACAAGUGGGGUCCAGUGUCGAAUCGUCGGAACGGGCCCCACCCUUGCUGCAACCAAACGAAGAAGCUUCGUUGCAAUGCAACGGGUUUUGUUUGGUUGCUGAUUUUGAGGCAACUCAUCCUUGGCUAAUGAAAAGGCAAUUCAUUCUUGGCUCAUUUGCAUUAAGGUUUGCCUUUGCCAUUCCAUAGAAUCUUGCAGUCUUUGGUAUGGUUAGACAUGCUAGAACCUUAAGGCAGUUAAACAGUAGACAAAGACUAUUAUGAAUGGGUUUGUUCCCCAUUAUCUGAAUAAUACCAUGAAAGUGUGGAUUUCAUGUUUGUAAUGUUGAAGAAGUUGAUGUUUGUUGAAGUUUGUGUUUUGAGUCUGAAUUUCAAACUUCCUGGUGAAGUAAUGUAUCAUAAGACUGGUUUAGACUUAACAUGUUGUCCACUUGUCAUGUGUAAUUAUAUUAGCAUUAUGUAUUUUAUUGUUAGUUUUACAUUGAGGACA